Molecule: messenger RNA, 1584 nt
Organism: Pestalotiopsis fici W106-1
Lineage: Eukaryota; Fungi; Ascomycota; Sordariomycetes; Amphisphaeriales; Sporocadaceae
Exons: 1
Coding region: 1-1584 (527 amino acids)
Source: RefSeq, a predicted model, not a curated record
AUGGAGGGCUUAUCUCGAGAUGAGAUAUUGGCACGAUGGGAUGAGAUCAUCAAAUCUGGCGGACAUUGUUCUCCAGAAGAGCACAAUUUGAUUCAAAGGAUGAUUUCUGCCAACCUUGCGCAAAGCUUUGGAGGUCGGGAAAUCCGUCGCCCCCUAUCUCUAGUCGACCCUGAUCUGUCAAUCUCGGAUCAAAAAGAGCUUACAGCCAUUCAGCGGGACUAUGUUGCCAGUGUUGAACGGUACGCAUCUCACAAUAUGGUCUUCUUCAAUACCUUGGAGCAGCAAAAGGAGCUUGCAGGAAGCAUUUCGGAACGCAGAGAAGCCGAAGAAGAAGAAGAAAUGGCCUUGGACAAGGAGAUCCUAGAGAUGCAUCUGGAGGUGACACGACUGGAAAAGGAACAAAAUCGUCGUGAGACUGUCAUGCGAUCCCUUGGAGAGCUCGAAACCAUGCCUGCCGGCCAGCCUGAUUUCCUCAAUCCCGAGAUCAUGUACCGGGAUUGUCGCCCACUUCCCGAAAUGCCAAAGCAGAUGAUUGACGGUUUCGCCAUCGAUCACUCCGCCACGGAAUCCAGGGCUGAAGAACUUUUACAGGACCUCAAGAAGCACGUUUUGCGGAGCAAACUUGUGGCGCAACGAGAACAGCUUCUUGAUGAGCAAAGUGAGGCGCGGAAGCCGUUCAACGUCAAGGGCUUGUCACCCGAAGCCAAGUUGUAUGCGCUCAACGCCGUGAAGAACGCCUUGAUACAGUGGAUUGAGACGCAGCUGGCGAAAGCGGGCGACGAUGGAGCGGACUCGGACCUUGAUCAAGAGCCCGUCACCACCAAGACGGAAUACGAUCACGAGGCCGUCAUGGCAGGCUUACAGCAGAAAUAUCAACGGCACAUUGAGCUCAGACAGAAUAUCCUCGAUCAGCUGGCUCAGAUGGACCACAUCAAAGAGCAGCUCAAAACCACUGCUACCGAUGCCAACUCGCACCAUGCUCAACAGAAGCCAGUGGUAUCGAAAGAACCUAGCCAGUCAGCUCAUACACCCGAUGCAUAUCUCUUCACGCCCUACAUUGAGCAGUUCCAAACUCUAGCUCGCCAGCAAAAGGCAAUGAUGCAGCAAAAGUCGCAUGUCAAUACGACCUUGGCCAAGCAAAAAGAAGACACCAUCCAAGCACUGGAACAUCUGGCUGGAAAAAGCCGGCUUCUACCCCGAUACCCGAUACCCAAAGAGCCAAACGAGGCUCAGCCCAACUUUGAGGACGCCACAAGUUUGAUUGGUAAAAUGAAAAUCACCGAGCAAGUUCAACCCUGGCUCUAUGCCGCGGAUGAAGCCAAACUCGCGACUCUAGUUGAAGUGGCCGAAAAUGUCGAGGUGGGCAUGGAGUCAGUGAACGAGGCAAGAGGUUAUAUGGCGCACAUCUGCAAGCUACUGGAUAUUGCGAUUCCAGGACAAGGACAAGAAACAGCGCUGCCAGGCAAUGCAGACGCCGAAGCGACUUCCAAGAAUCCUGUCAAGGCACCAACCAAGGGAGAAAAAGCCCCCGUCAAGACGAUAUGGGAUAUGCUAGAUGGUAACUUGGGAUCCAUUAAUGAGUAA